This is a messenger RNA of Leptomonas pyrrhocoris, 3018 nucleotides long. Its product is annotated as actin-interacting protein-like protein. Bases 1 to 3018 code for a protein of 1005 amino acids. The record is from RefSeq and is a predicted model, not a curated record. Lineage: Eukaryota; Euglenozoa; Kinetoplastea; Trypanosomatida; Trypanosomatidae. The transcript has a single exon.
AUGUACCGAGAACUGCAUCAGCGCAAGUUUGCCUCCCUGCAUGAGGAGCUGGACUUUCUGCGCAGGGACUUCGUAGCGUCGCGACGGACGCUGGCGCUGCUGCACGAGGACAACGUCCGUCUCGAGCGCGAACUGAUCUCCCGUGCGCGGGAGGUGGCAGAACUGCACGAAAAAGUCGAGCAAGCCUAUAGAGAAGCAGAUGAAGGUACUCAGCGGCCAACAUCAUCGUCGUUGCGAUCCAGCCGGCAGACCAGCCUCACUUACAGGAACAGGAGUGAUAGCGCACGGCAGCGUCAGCGAGACGCGUACGAUGCACCCGUGUUGGGGGUUGCCACGACUAUUGAGAAGGAGGAGGCGGUGGAGCAGCGCGCUGCAGUGUCCGCGGAUGCCGCCGUUGAAGGCGCCAAUAGCACGAAGGAAGAGACCGAAGAGAAGGACGCGUUCUCGCUGGAGCAUCCAUACAGCACGAGAAAUAUCUCCUCUAGUUCCGCGUUGGCGCGUUCGGCAACUGCACUGUGGUCAAACCCGUCCCGAAAGACGCACACCCCUCUCGCCCUUUACGCCAAAGCCAUGGGAACGAAGAAACUGUCUAACGCAUCUGCCGGCGAGGACGGCGUCGACCUGCAGGAGCUCAUUCGCGAUCUGCGCGCCAACCUCGCGCGGCGCGACACGUCGCUGAACGAGGCGCAGAUGGAGCUCGCUGCGCUGCAGCACGACCAACAAGGUCUCCGCACGGCAGUGUCAGACGCCCAGGCAGAACUGCUACAGGCAAAGCAGCAGCGCGACCAGCUACAACAUGAGGUGACCUCUCUAGAAGAAAAAAAGGGGGCACUCGAAAAAGAACUCGAAACAUGUCGAAGUCAGAUGCAGCAACUGAUGAAGGAAAAGGACAGUCUGCAGAGCCGUCUGACCACCGCAGAGCUUCUCUACGAGCACACCGGUGCAAGAGAUGAAGGAGGCGCCGGCGCGUUCGCGGCAGACGUUGAUGCAGCGCAGGGAGAAGAGGGCGCUUCGUUGUCUCCCCCCUCCUCUUCGGGUCGAUAUUUGAGAGACCAGCUGCAGCUUUAUCGCUCAAAGUGGCAAGCCGCAGAGGACGAGAAUGACCACCUAAACAAGCGUCUCUCACAACUGCAGCGACAACUCGUCAGCCGAGGCAUCGACACCGCAGCUGCCACGACCUCUGAUUUGGCAAGUCCUGCAACAGCAGCAGAAGGCACUAUGAACGACCCAACUUGUCUCGAAGUCGCCGCGCAGCAACGUGCAGAACACGGUUUAGAGCUCGAGGUGCUCCGGCGACAGCAUCAAGAGCAGUUGCAGCUGCACGCAGAGGAAAUACAGCGUCUGCAGCGUCGACUGGACCGGGCACAGGAAAACGCAUCCUUUCACGAGGAUCAGCUCCGCCAGCAGCGUCAGGACGACACCCGCCAGCACCGCAGUGAAGUGCAGGUGCUGCAGACGCAGCUGCGAACGGCGCAAGGAGAGCUUGUGAAGGCGCAGCAGGAUCGUGAGCAUUUGGCGCGACAGCUGCGCCGCUCGACAGAGCAGGAGACGACGUUGGAGGUGCUGCGUGGUCAGGUCAACCAACUCAAGCAGCGCCUGGGUGAAGUCGGCGCGGAGCUCGCACAGGUGCGGGGAAGAGAAAAAGAAAUGAGUCUGAACAUUCAGCGCGAGCGCAUGGCUCGAGCCAAGGCCGAGCACGACGUCGAGACCACGCAAGACGCCCUCACACGAGAGCAAAAGGAAGCGCACUACCUUCAGGAGGAGGUAAAGCUGCUGCGGGAACAGCUAGGCGUGGAAGAGGCCUCCGUUACACCCCACGAAGGCACACACAGAGUGUCGAGCCCUUUCGCGGCCGACGCGGUGGGCGAGAGCGCGCGUCGGCCUUACGUGAAAGCCAGCGUCGACGGCGGUGAUGCAGCGGCGCUGGCGUCAGAGCUGAAGGGCUACGUGAGUUUAAUGCGCGUCAACACUUCCCUGCAGCGUCGCAUCGAGGAGCUGGAGUCACAGGUGGCCACGCGGACGUCCCAGCCACAGGGUGAACCGCCAAAGAGUGCACCUUCACCUGCUCCCCCUGCUGUGCUUGCAUCCACCACGGUCGAGCUGGAGCAGCGGAGUGAAAUUGUGCGACUGAAUGCAGCGCUGGCGACGGCGCUGCAAAGUCAGCGUGAGCUGCUGUCCAGCUGCGCAGAAACGGAGAAGGACCGGCGGUUGCUGGCGGAGGACAACGUCACCCUCGCCAGCGGUGUCGAGCUGCUAGAGAAGCAGCUGCGGAAACUGCGAGCAGCGGUGGUGGCCGACCGAGCACACAGUCGUCGCCGUGAGACGUCGGAACAGAGGAAGCGACACCUCUCCAAGCAGCACUCCACAGACGACAAGGGAAAAGAGAAGAAAGCACCGGCACAACAACACGCGGAUUUGCCUGUGUCGCCCUGGUACACUCUUCCAUCGCCUACGGAAGAAAGUCGUCUUCGGCAGCGCUUGCAGGCCGCGCGGGCGCAAGAUCAGAUCGUGCUGCACGAUGCGUUGCUCAAGACGCACCCCGCUCCCUCGCCGUCGCGCCCUCUUGGCGUUCACUCGCAUCGAAUUGCGAGCGACAUGCGCCUGCACAACUUGUGUUGCCGUUGGUGCCACCCUUCUACCACUUCACCACAGCCUGGAUUCUGCUGUCAGCCGCACGACGUGGACCCACCGCCCUCUUCGAUCCCGUCUCUCACCGGAUCCUGCUGUCACACGGCAGAACGCGCUCACGAUGGCGCUUCUCCUGCGUCUCUCUCUGCGAAGGAGGCGACAACGACCUCUUCUGCUCCUUCUGGUCCGAAAGACACACACGCAACAACAGGGAAUGCCGCAGCAACUCUAACAGCCCUUGCCGUCGUAUCGGUAUCCGGUCCAGCCUCAGCAGCUCAGCCGCCGUGCGCCGCACCGUCGACGCCCCCGCACAGCCCCCGCCGCCAGAUUCACGGCAGUGUGCUUCCGCCCGUCUAUUACCCCCCUCUCGUUCUAAAAGGUCCUGCCUGA